Molecule: messenger RNA, 1964 nt
Organism: Quercus robur (English oak)
Lineage: Eukaryota; Viridiplantae; Streptophyta; Magnoliopsida; Fagales; Fagaceae
Exons: 10
Coding region: 234-1745 (503 amino acids)
Source: RefSeq, a predicted model, not a curated record
AAAAUGGUUAGCGUAUAAGCUUCAAUCCAGACACGUAAGGAAGCUUCAAGCAGCUUCAUCAUUUUGUAAAAGUCAAAACAAACCCUCCUAUAAUUAUAAACUCCUAACAUUACUAUUCUCAUCCAAAUUACUAACCAAUAAAUUCUCUUUCUUUGCAUUGUGGCACACCUAACUUUACUUUACCCCAAACUUAGCAAUAAGCGACCAAAUCAAAAUUAAAUACUGUAAUAAAAAUGUUAGUUUCCCAUUCUGAUCUAUGGUCCAUGACCCGGACAACCACCGGAUUAUGCAUGCGUUCCGACCCGAGAAGACCCGGAGGAAUUUCUGGGGCCCCACAUUGGGUGAAGGUGAGGCCGAGGGCCUUAUACGGCGUCGCAUCGGAGAAGAAGAAGUCGCCGAUCUUUACGGGCGAUGAGUUGCACUACGUGUCCGUUCCGAAUUCGGAUUGGACACUCGCUCUCUGGCGUUACCUUCCUUCUCCUCAGUCGCAGGGAAGGCCGAGGAGGAACCAUCCCCUGUUGCUGUUGUCAGGAGUUGCUACCAAUGCUAUUGGAUAUGAUCUCUCUCCUCAGUCCUCUUUUGCACGUUACAUGUCUAGCCAAGGGUUUGAUACAUGGAUUCUUGAAGUUCGAGGUGCUGGGUUGAGUACAUACAGGAUGGACUUUGGGAAAGUUAAGCAGCCUCUUGAUGCCAUGAAAGAUUCUUCAGUUGAGCAUGGAAUGGAUGGUAUUUUUCCAUCAAGUCAAGAGUCUACCUUAGACUGUGGUGCCUUUUCUGAUUUUGACAUCUCUAAUGUUAAUAGAAAAAGUUUUCUAGAAGUAAGGCAAAACUCUGCUAUUGUUAGCCAAAUUAGCGAUGUGAGUCAAAGGCUUGUAAAUAUCAUUGAAAAAGGUCAACUGCCAGUUCCAGAACAGUUUUUGGACUUGCAAGGGCGUUUUUUUACUAGAUUAGAAGAAUUCCAGAAACUACUUGACCUGAUUGUAAAGUAUGAUUGGGACUUUGAUCACUACUUGGAAGAGGAUGUACCUGCUGCGAUGGAGUACAUAAGGACUCAUUGCAAACCAAAGGAUGGAAAGUUGCUUGCAAUUGGUCACUCAAUGGGGGGUAUCUUGCUAUAUGCAAUGCUCUCUCGAUGCUGUUCUGAAGGAAGGAAUUUUGGGUUCACAUCAAUUGCUACUUUGGGAUCAUCACUUGACUACACAACUUCAAAGUCGUCACUCAAAUUACUUUUACCUCUGGCUGACCCUGCAGAGGCUCUAAAUGUUCCUGUUAUUCCAAUUGGGGCAUUGCUUUCUGCUGCUCAUCCUCUUGCAUCUCGCCCUCCUUAUUUUCUGUCUUGGUUGAGUUCUCAAGUUUCUGCUCAGGGCAUGCUGCAUCCAGAGUUGCUUGAUAAGCUUGUUUUGAACAACUUCUGUACGGUUCCUGCUAAGCUUCUCUUGCAGCUAACAACAGCCUUCCAAGAGGGCGGUUUACGUGACAGAAGUGGAACUUUUUUCUACAAGGAUUAUUUACGCAAAAGCAAUGUCCCUGUGCUAGCACUUGCUGGAGACCAAGACUUAAUUUGUCCACCAGAAGCUGUAUAUGAAACGGCGAAGCUGAUUUCGGAAGAUUUUGUUGCUUACAAAGUUUUUGGAGAACCCCGCGGACCACACUAUGGUCACUAUGAUCUAGUUGGAGGUCGUAUGGUUGCAGAUCAAGUGUAUCCCUGUUUAACUGAAUUUCUCAGUCGUAACGACGUGAUUUGAUUUCCUCAUCUCAUUUCUACACUCGAAUUUUAGUCAAUAUUUUUUUGUACAUAUAGAAGUUGAACUGAAUGAAGAUUCCUAAAGAAAGAAGCCACCAAAGAAGUAGAGGAAGUUGGUGUCUGCUUGCAUAUUGUUGUAUAAUGUUCCACUUGUGCACAUAGUUGUAAAGGAAAUAGCAAAUAUUACAAUCGAAAAGAUAAAUUACUUAAAUUUUCGUUC